Bufo gargarizans (Asiatic toad) is the source of this 2509-nucleotide messenger RNA. RefSeq names its product tetratricopeptide repeat protein 31-like. Gene Ontology annotation, molecular function: protein binding; RNA binding; metal ion binding. Bases 159 to 1433 code for a protein of 424 amino acids. NCBI's taxonomy places the organism in Eukaryota, Metazoa, Chordata, Amphibia, Anura, Bufonidae. The record is from RefSeq and is a predicted model, not a curated record. The transcript is spliced from 15 exons.
CCGGAGGAUAGGAGCGGAAGGCGGAGGUAGAGAGGUGCAGAGUAGCCGGGUGUGGGUGAUGGUACCGAGGAGGGAGAGAGUGCGCUGCCUGCCGGAGCAGCGGAGCCGGAGUGUUACCGGAGAGCGGGCAGCAUCACCUUGAAACAUCAGAGAAUGCGAUGGACUUUGAAACUGCUGAAGGUAUCCAUGGCUGCCGAAAUGAGAUAAUGCACAAAAAGGACCUCAAUCUGCAGGAAGAAGAAAUCAACUCUGACGAUGACUUGUUGGAGGAUGGUCAGUCCAGACAAAAAGCAGAGAAGAGAAGAGCCAAGAAGAAGAGGCAGCGGGAACGGAAAAAGCUUGAGAAGAAAAAACAUCUAGAAGAAAAUGAGCAGGAGCCAGAGUGGGAUGUGAACAGCGCGUUUGUUGCCAACGCUGCCAGUCACAUAAGACCAAAGAGCAGGAAUAAACUUGACAAGAAGCACAGUGCUAACAAAGAGAAUGAGGAGAAGGUACAAGAGGAUGACGGCACCGACCUCUUGAUCCAGAGGGCCAGGCACCUUGCUGAACAAGGCAUUCAUUCAGUGAAAGACGGAAACUACACCAAAGCCAUUGAACUGUUUAGCGAAGCAAUCAGAUUAGAUCCUAAAGAUUACAGGUAUUUUGGAAACCGUUCCUAUUGCUACGAGCAGCUGGAGCUUUACCCCAAGGCCCUGGUGGACGCAGACGUUUCCAUACAGCUCUCGGCUGAUUAUCCUAAGGCCUAUUUCAGGAAAGGGCGUGCCCUGAAAGGAUGCAAUAGGUAUGCAGAAGCAGAAGAUGCCUUCACGAUGGUGUUAAAAUUGGAUGAAGCAUGCGAGGACGCUUUGAUAGAGAUUCAUACGUGUCAAGUAUUGCAGCUCAUGGAUCACGGUUUCACCCAGGGACAAAGCUUUCACUUGCUUGAAGAAUACGGAUCUGUCCCUGCUGUAAUGGAAGCGCCAAUUUCUGCUAAAGUCUUGCAGGAGAACAUGAAGCUGGAUGAGACUGGAGAAGAGGAGCUGCUCUUCCUAAAUGAAUUGUCAGAGACCCAGAGUUGUUCGCUGUGGGUGGGGAACAUAACGGACCAGAUAACAGAAAAGCAGCUGCGGGACCUGUUUAAAUGUUAUGGUGAAAUCGUUAGCAUUCGACUCCUUGUUGAAAGAUUUUGUGCGUUUGUUAACUUUACGUGCCCCCUUGCGACAGCCAGAGCACUGGAGGCAUUGCAGGGUAAAGAAGUAGAGAACACGCGGUUAUUGAUUCGAUACCCAGACAAGCCAAGACAAGCGGCUGCAGCAAACGCUAAGAAGAAAGCAGUCUCUAAAGCCAGCGAGUGUUUCUACUGGAGACUGAACAGCUGCAGUUAUGGUGACAAAUGCCGCUACCGCCACAUACCGGAGAACAAAGGCGUGGACCGCAAGCCUUGGAAAAGCUAAGGACGGAGACGAUGCAGGAGGACGUCAUGAAGUAGUGUGAUCCAAGUGCAAUUUAUUAAGGGAAAUGGACUGGAGAGACCUGUCUCUGCUUCUCGGAAGCCUUUUUAGGCGGUGGUCCGUCCAUCUCCCGUUUCCUGCUGUUGCGCGAGUCUUUUUUUGAUAAGGCGAGAGCUGUGGAUUGAAGCCUGCACUUUACUACUGGACCACGCAGUGGACAUCUGCCCGCACUGUGCCAACUGUUACAGACCCGAGGGACCUGUUACCGACCACAACAUGAAGGCCGGCCCUGACGCAGUAUUUUACGGGGGCGUGAAAUUGUGUAACUGAUGCAGUAGAGAGUGGGGCAGAUUUACUAAUCCUGUCUAAUAUUUAGACAGCCUACAGACGCUCCAAAUUUAUCACAGUGGCCGACCUACUGUGGUUGACCUACUUUGCGCCAAAAUUUCUGUUGCAUCUUAAGUCACGCCCCUUUCUGGGAAGCCACGCCUCCAGGUGAGCUAGGCCCUGUGGAGGAUUCUCUUUUGUUGCAUUUUCAAAACUUGAUGCAACAUUAUGUACCUGAAAGGAGCUCAAAUUAUGGCACUUUUUUUGCGAAAUAGCUCUAGGUGCAUAACAUUUUUAAAUUUAUUUUUACAUUGCUAUCCUUUAGGGCGCAUUCACAUGACCGUGCUGUGUUUUGCGGUCCGCAAAUUGGGGAUCCGCAAAAUAUGGAUGCUGCCCGUGUGUGUUCCGCAAUUUACGGAACGGGCGGCCCAUUAUAGAAAUGCCUAUUCAUGUCCGCGACUGCGGAAGUGAACGACGGACGCGGACAGCACACAGCGUGCUGUCCGCAUCUUUUGCAGCCCCGUUGACCUGAAUGGGUCUGCACCCGUUCUGCAAAAUUGCAAAACGGAUGCGGACCCAUUCAUACGGUCGUGUGAAUGAGCCCUUAAAGGGGAUCUCUGAAGCUGUAAACGGCUAUUUUAGGGUACUUUCACACUUACGUUUUUCUUUUCCGGCAUAGAGUUCCGUCCUAGGGGCUCUAUUCCAGAAAAGAACUGAUCAGGCAUAUCCCCAUGCAUUCUGAAUGGAGAGCA